Podarcis lilfordi (Lilford's wall lizard) is the source of this 34922-nucleotide messenger RNA. The record is from the annotation of a GenBank genome assembly. Lineage: Eukaryota; Metazoa; Chordata; Lepidosauria; Squamata; Lacertidae.
AUGGGGGGAAGGAUCCAGGUAAUUAGAGUUCUGGAAACAUCCCUAAGAGCUGAUCAAAUAGGCAAACAAGCAUGAAAAGCAGUGCCGGUUUGAGGUGCUUAUAAAUAUCCCACUGUAGACGCACACAGCAAAAUGAAAGUGCCCAUUAGCAUCCAGUAUCCAGUUUUAUCCCAGCAAGGGAAUCCUCACACUGUAGCAGUCCCACUGGGAGAAGCAGUCGAAGGGCACAGCGUCCUGCUUAUAAGGGCUGCCUGCCAACCUUUUGCAAGAAUGUGUGUCUCCCUAUUUUCCUCUACAAUAAAAUAAUAAUUUGGCAGAGCCGGGGAAGGAGAUAGUAAAUCAAUACCAGAUUGCAGACCUCGCUGGGAAACUCAGCCUAUUUGUCAAAGCGUGUCAGCUUGCUAUGUGAACUGAACCCGGUUCGAAGCUUCUGUACUUGCUACAUGCUUGGCUUUAGGAAAUGGAGAAAAAGCUCAGCACUGUGUGGUGCUCACAACAGGUUUAGCAAUCAUGGUAAUGUGCUUUUGAAAAGUAAAUGCUGGUUGGGGUGCAGAGUUUGUUAUCAAGAUUUCAGCACAUGGGUAGGGGAGACUUAGGCCUCCCUUCACUGAUCACAGUCUCUGUGAACUCCUCCUUAUUCCCUGUCCAUGUGACAACUGGCAUUAGGAGAAAGUUCCCAUUGGCAGUAAUCACAGAGUAUUACAUUGCCAACUUGAUGGCAGUCCCCUUGCCUCAUGCCAUGUGUUUAAUGGAUUAAUUGCUAAUCACACUGUUAAUGGCGCAUGUAGUCAGGCUCCAAAUUCAUGGUGUUGAAGGAGGAACAAUGUCAUUAUUUGUCUAAAUGGGUGCCAUUCUACUAGUCUUACACUCAGUAAGCAAUGUGUGGUAGGAAGGAAUCAGUGGCAAGUAGAGUAGAACCUGGGAAAGACUGGGUGAGUAAGCAGCCACAAUGGUUAUAUGAGACUGUGGGGCACUGAGGCCCUUGCAGGUGGUGUUUCCGUGCCAGCAGGAAAAGGAGGAAGAGGAACAAAUUGAGCCUUGUCGACUCAGCAAAAUAGAGUGGAAUACUAAAGAAAUGACUGGGUUCUAUUUUCAGCCCUUAUGUGAUGAGCAGUUGAUCAUGUUACUUGUAUGAUGCCAUGAACUUUUUUCUUCUUCCAAAAAAUCCAAAUCAAUCAGAAUGUCUCCGGAAAAGCCUUUCUAGAAGUUUAUCCAUGAACACCCCAUACAAAUAUUGUCUAGCUGCAAUCAUGACUAUAACCCCCUGAUGAUGCCACAAUCUACUUAACAAAGUUUUUCCAGUUUGUCCCCACCCAGAGAUACUUCAAACUGUAGCAAUGAGCCACAAAUAAAGAAUAUGGGGUUUGUUUUGUUUAGAGUUUGUUUGGUCUUUGCUUUGUCUCAUUUGUAGCGGUUGGACCAGUUUUCUUUCCCCAAACCAGCAACUAGGCUCACUGUGAGGAGGUUUGAGAACCCUGAGCAUUAGAGAAUGUUUUCAAACUCAGUUCCUCCAAGAUGAAAAAUGUAGGCUGUACAGGGCGACUGCAACAGACACAUGCACUCUCAAUCUCGCUUUUUCCCCUCACAGCAUUAAAUUUCUCCUUAUCUAAAUGUUUUAUAGCAAACAUUACAAAUACUACUUUACUUCCAUUUUGCCCUGAUGCCGUUUGGCUGCUCUUAGUGGAGUUGUUCGGCAUUUGCCUCCUGGCGUCCAAGAUCAGAAGCAGGCCUGAGGCUGUUAUUUAUUGCCUGGCUUUUGCUUUCGAUAAGAAAUAUUCUUUCACAUGCCACUUUCCUUUUACAGAAGCGCCCUGUGUCUGGUGUUCAAAUUAUGCUUUCCAAGUUCAACUGUGCGUCUAAUUGUUUCUGGCUUCUUGAAAAGUACUCUGGGGUAGUAGACAAGCCGUCAGCAUGUGGGGAAAAUGACCAGUGACUUAAUAUAAACCUCCUGCCUUUUAUCAGCUAAUGUCCUAACUUGGGUUCUGGCACAGACCUUUACCUUAAAGCCAUCUAAAUCUUGAUGGAAAAUAAAAUAGAACUCCACAUACCUGUCCUGUGGAUUGCCCUUAUCAGAAAGGGUUAAUUGGUUCAAUUAGCCCCCUCCCCACGCUGUCUAGCUUUCAGCACUUUAUGAUGAAACAAGACAUAUUGACAUUUUUCUUAAAUGAAAGUAUCUUGCAACUUUGGAUAUGAACAAUCCCACUUGUUACACUUCUUUGUAUUUCCUUGGAUCUCUUUCUUACCCUGGAAAGAUAAUGUUCCCUUGACAGAGCUAAAGGAUGCUGUAGCAAAGACUGCACUCAGAAUUUCCAUUCAGGACAGCCUUUGCUUUUUUUGUGUCCAAUACAAGUACCAAUAAAUUUACAGUUACAAAUGUGUUCAGAGCCGGUCAAACCCGUGGGCACAUAGGUGCUUCUGCAUGCACCUAUAUGCAUAAGUUUGGGAAGAAAAAAGGUACUGAACUGUCCAGUCAAGAUGGACCAGAUCAAGCCUAAAGUGUUUAGUGCCUUUAUCUGCAUUGACAAUAUAUGCUUUAUUAUUAAAUCACUUUGGGUUGUUUUAUGGGAAACAAUUUCAUAACUAAAGUAACUAAGUAAAUAAAAUACUGUUUUUCAUUUCUCGUUUUUUGGUUUUUUUCUGAUUAUUGCUCCAACUGUUUUACCAUUUGGUUUACUGUUUUGUGCUUGUUUUAUUGGCCUGUCAAUGGCUGGCUGCUAUUAGUGGUCACUCUGGCAGAGUUUAACAACAACAAUUAUAGUUGUUAACCACCCUGAGUGUCCUCAUUUAGGGAAGGGGAAUGUGGGUUGUGAAUAUUUUAAAUAAAUGAAUAAAACAUGCCCUGUGUGUGGGUUGUGUAGCCUUUCUUUGCACUGGCUAAUUCAUUAAGGGGUGGACAACAUCACAACACAUAGAUUUUGUAGCCUAUGUAGUUGAUUCCAAAUGGAGGCUAAAUAUGGCACAAAGAUCUUGCAAAUGGGGCCAUGGCAACAGGUUGCUGUUUUCUAGUUUAUCGGAUCCCCCCCCCCCCCAAAAGUAUAAAUCCAGAUUAAAUGGGGCAGGUGUAUACAGGCUGCCAUUCUAGUGCCAAUUAUACCCAUUCCACAAUAGACAACCAGCUGGACACACCCAUAUUGACAACUCUCAUAGAUAGCUUUGAAUUCCAUUGACUUCUCCUCAUGCUCAUGGGAAUUAUUAUGUUUCUAGCUUCCACAGAGAAAAUGGAUGUUGUUUUUUGUUUUUUUGGUUAAUCACCAUGUAUAACUGCAUGAUAAAAUUCAAAGUAAAAAACAAGCCAUGAUUCUCCCUUCCCCAAAGAUUUGGGAAGGUUGGCAGAAGAAGCGCAAUCUCAGAACGGACUGUUCUCUGGAAUCUGGUCAGAGGAGCCACAUGGCAGGUUUCCUUUGAAGGACAACAAAAGAGUUGUUGUUGUUGUUGUUGUUGUUGUUGUUUUAAAAAUCAGCUGAGAAACUCUUCUGCCCAUGCUCAGCAAAUGUCAAUGGAUGAACUGUUAAAGUUUAUUGGAAGUUCCAUUAAAAGAGGUUUGUUUUUGCUUUUCCAUCUGAAAGUGACAUCAAAUAAACCAAUAUAUAUAACGGUUGAAGUGUGGAAAUGAUGUGGAGAUAUGGCAUGUGAAAUGUUGAAAACCAUUAUAAAACCCUUCAUUUUCUAUCUAAUCUACCUAUCUACGUCUAUCUAUCUAUCUAUCUAUCUAUCUAUCUAUCUAUCUAUCUAUCUAUUUCUAUCAUCUAUCAUCUAUCUAUCUAUCUAUCUAUCUAUCUAUCUAUCUAUCUAUCAUCUAUCUAUCUAUCUAUCUAUCUAUCAUCUAUCUAUCUAUCUAUCUAUCAUCUAUCUAUCAUCUAUCUAUCUAUCUAUCUAUCAUCUAUCUAUCAUCUAUCUAUCAUCUAUCUAUUUUUAAUGAAAUAAAAACUGUAAGGCUAGAAUAAACCAUUGAGACAAUGCUCUUCAUGCAUACACGCCUAACAUAUUACUGCGAUAUACUACAAUAUACAGACAGCAUAAUUACAUCAGCCAAGCGAGGGACAUUUUAGCCAUGUUUUUAGCCAGUGUCUAUUCAAUGUGGUAGUAAACAACUAACUGCAAUGUAAGCAAGUUGACCUGAAGUGUGCUUUCAGACCACAUUAACUCACUACCGAGCCAUUGGACUGAAGCACAUUGGUUUAUGUCCGGAAUCAACAGACCCCCUCAUUUUAAAAAUGUCUGAAGUUCUUUAUUCCCCAGGACAAUUCUGAGAAGAUAACACUCCAGAAUUUUAUUCCCCCAACUAUUACCAUGGUGAUAUGGCGCUGUGUGUGUGUGUGUGUGUGAGAGAGAGAGAGAGAGAGAGAUGAACAAAUAUUUCAUUCCAUCGUAUUUUAUCCUCUCAACUUGUUAUUUUUAUGACCACAUGUUCAUAGCCUAUGUAGUACCUAAAGUAUCCUGUUAACUCUAGGCAUACAGGUUGUGAAUGACUUCAGAUAACCUGUGCUCCCUCUGCUGGUCCUAGAAAUGUAGGAAAUAAGCACGCACACACUUUGAACAGAGUAUAUCAGUUAUAUCAGAAAAUGCAACAGCAACACUUUUGAUUUCAGGCAAGAUAUGUGGAUAUAUUUGUGAAGUGGAAUUUGUAGGAGCCAACCAAUGUUGACUUUCAAUCAAAUUUUAUGACUGCUGAAUCUACCAUAAAGGUCGGUCUCUCUCUUCCUUUCUCUCUCUCUCUCUCUCUCUCUCUCUCUCUCUGUUUUUUGCUGUAGUAUAACAAUUUAUAGCCUACUAAACCAGGUUGCGCAGGCGCACACACUCACACAUCUAUAUACAAACACAUGAUGGCACUACUUAAUCUCUAUUUUUUCAAGCCUCCACACAUAUGAAACACAUUGGAAAGAAAUGGGUCUACAUCCUGAAAUACCCCACAUGGAUCUCAGUUGAGUAUUUCCUUUUUAUCUCCAGCCCUUGAAAUAGUUGUGACUGUGUGACAGUGCCAAAAACCCUAUCUAUACCUCUAACCCUGUAGCCUGACAGAGACCAGCCCACGUUUAUAUUUGGGUGCGCACGCGCUAGAUAGCUUGCUUUCCCUCCUCUAUCACACUCAUAAGCUGAUUUUGUAUGUAUGUGUGUGUGGGUUUUUUUUAAUGAGUGCGAUGACAUAAGCGCUGUGACUUCCAGUGAUGUUGUGUACCAACAAUUCUGGGAGGAGUCAAGCAUUCUUAGAAAACCAGGCCAUUUUUAUGUAUGAGGUGCUUAAAUGCAGUCCUGGGUGAAGUCAGUCAGCUUAAACACUUCAGCCAAACAUCCCCCCACUCCCCAAGCAUCUAAACUAUUUCCACUUUCAAGUGGGCCACUUUCUCCUCGACACUUGAAUCUUUUGGCAAAGAGCACCAGUGGCAAGAAAGUACAUCUUCUCCAAUCGGCUCCAAAAAAGAAGCCCCAAAGAGGUGGGUCAGUCUUUCCUUCCCCUUCCCCCUCUCCUCCAAGUAUGCAGUGGGUGGGUGUUUUCAAGGAGUGUGUGUUUUGGAUGAGGGAGAGCAUCAGCUGCCUGGUAUCAGUCCUCUGGCUCCGGCUGGGCGGGACGGAGUCUGAGCAGAGCCAGGCGCGGGAGGGUCAAGUACAGGUUGCUGAGCAGGAAAGAGGCAGGGGGAAGGGAGGCUUGGGUCACUCCUUUCUGUCUUUCAUUCCCCCCCCCUUCCCGUCUUGCACAGUGAAGGGAAUGUUGGGUCUAUUCCAUCAGUGUGGUAUGUCUGUAUAAACAUCAUUAGCCCGUACCGAACUGACAUGCUGUAGAUUUUCAUUUCUCCUUACAAAUUGCUCCUCUCCACAAUAAAAAUACCAGUCAUAUUAGAUGGAAUAUGUUGAGGCAGGGAGGGGAGAAAAGAGAUGGAGAUGUUUAUUCUUGCUCCCUUUGAUCUGGUGGAGAGCCGGGAGCAGGCUGCAGGCACGAGAGACGACGGAGACAAAGGCAAAGAUGUCACCCAAAGAGAGUUGGGUUCUUUUUCACGUUGGCACACCAAACAGUGGGCCCUGUUUUGAAAACAGGUAGGAGGCUGGGAGGCUUGAUUCAUGGCAGGGCCCGUAGAAUGAUGUCAUACAUUCUUCAAGGGAACACUCCAUGGCAGCAGAAAGCAGAGUUGGCCCCAAUUUUGCCUUGUUUCAUCCUCCCCCAGAAUGAUCCUUCUUUAGGCAAGAAAUUUAACUGAUGGCUCCAACUUCUUCAGCAAUUAUAUUCAGUGGGGAUGGGUGACUGCUCAUUUUUCUCGGUUUUUCUCAGUUUUUCUCGGUUUCUCGUUUUCCCCAUCUUAAUUUCAGUAUUCCACAUUUCCAGUUCAGUUUGCAAUUUAUUUAUUUUAUUUUAAAAGUCCUUAUGAAAAUUCACCAGCAUUUUAGCAUGAAUUUCUCAUAAGAAUGUAAGAAAAGCAGUCUGGACAGGCCAGUUGUCCAUCUUGUCCACCAUUCUGUUCUUACAAUGGCCAGCUAGAUGCCUGGGAGAAACCAGCAAGCAGGAUCCAAGCUCAAGAGCACUCUUCCCUCGUGCAGUUUCCUACAACUGGUGUUCAGAAGCUUCACUGCCUCUGACCGGUGCAGACAGAGAAUAGCCAUCCUGGCUAGUAGCCAAUGAUAAGCUUAUCCUCCAUGAAUUUCUCCAACUUUCUUUUAAAGCCAUCUAAGUUGGUGGCCUCCUGUGGCCACCAUAGUUUAACUACUUGCUGUGUGAAGAAAUACUUCUCCUAAUACACGUUUGUAUGCACUGUUGUCAAAUGUACACAUUUCUGCUAAACUAUUCCAUCAAAGUAAUGCACUUUUAUACGUCCAUCUUCACCGAAACAUUGCUUUUUAAUGGACACUUCACCCCAGUAUAUGUGUUUCUGUACACAUUACAUGACCGGAGAACUUAAUUGCAAAAUUUGGAGAAAUGUGAAUUUUGAAAGAAGGCUUUGUUUCAGUUCUGAUUCUUUUUGUAAGUCAGAAUUUGGUUUUUAAAAUGCCUUUAAACGUGAAUGAAACUGAAUUUUUCACCAGCCCUACUUUUCAGGCCUGAGUUUGGAAUGGCUUUUGGGCCCAAGGGCAGAGGUUUCGACAUUAGACCUUUUCAAAAUAUAUUUGACAAAUGUGGCUAUGGGCUCAUCUGGUUGUCUUGAACCCCAAACCGUGGCACCCACAAACUCCUAACAGUAUUAAUAAUUGUUGCAAACACACAAGGGGGGAAAUGACUGAUAGUUUGAAGGAGUAGUAACAAAGUCCUAUCAAAGCAUAGUCUUCCACCUGUUUUUAUCAACAAUUCCUAUUUAGAAACUUAUCAGCUUUUAAAAACCAAAACCCUUAAUUAAAAUUUCCAGAGAAAAAUAGCUUGGAGCAACACACCCACCAGUCUUCUUUCAGGAAGCCUGGAACACUGGUUGACCAGCUGAGUAGCAGCAUCAGUCCUCCUACACAUUGUGGCUACUUAUCACUGCAGGCACUCUCCUGAGAUCUUUACUCAAUGUCUGAAAUGCCAGCGCUAGGAUUACAGAAUGAAAGGAAAGCGGAAGCUGCCUUUUUACGCAGUCCUUUUUGAUAGAUUAGCAAAAUGCUCUCUGUGACAUCAGUAGGCCCGUGUGGAAGCAACUUGAGGAGCACUCUGCAUGUGAUGUUUUUCCUACAUGGAAAGCAUUAAAUGUCUGAAAUAGCAUGCAGUCAAAUGUCACAUGUAACAAUUUCAAACACCUGUAUUUUUCUCUAUGCACAAAAGCAUAUAGAUGACCAUCAUUGACUGCUGCUCCCCAGCAUGUUUGUCAAUGAGCAACAUAAAUGCACAUCACAUCUGAAGAUCUGCACCCAGGUUUCACAGGAUUGUAUCCAGCAUUAGUCAUUUCAAGCUGACCCCUUGAAAUGAUUGGGCAUGAUUAAUACAGGACUAUUCAUUUUCUUUUUCUUUUGAAAAAAUUAAAUACUAUUAAAAAAGAUCUGUGAAUAAAUAUAUUGUACAGGUUUCUCACUAUUCAUCUCUCCCACCUGCCUUUUCUUGAUUUUGGAAUUGCUUUGCCCUGCAGGCUUUUCCCUGCCAGUACUGCAAAUUUAUUAUGAGGCAGCCUGUUUGUGCUGGUUAAGAGAUUGGAUUACAUUGGAUAAUGCAGACAUCCUGGACUUAGAGGGUCAUGAUUUAAUAUUUGGCUGGCAUGCAUGUCUUUGGUAUGGGAAGGCGAAAAUCUAUAAAAGUUUUAUGAACCACAUUUUAAGGAAGAAUUUUAUAGAGUUUGGGAGAAAUAUAAAAAUUUGCUGGAAAGGAAAACACCUCUAUGGAUAUCUCCUAUUGAGGCUAUUACAAUAAAGAGAGUUAAUAUGGAUAGACAAUGGGCAACUUACAGGGAAUUGCCUCACUUUAGGGGGAACCUUAAUUGAUAUCAAUAGAAAAUGUAAGGAGCCAUGUUACAGACUGGCUACAAUAUCAUCAGUUAUAUGAAAUGUUUAAAAUAGACAGAAAAAUGGUUUUCUGGACCAAAGCUCAUGAUUUGAAAAAGAACUCUUACAAAACAAAGAAAAACUAUGAUCUAAAAUGUACAAUUCUUUUGUUAGAUUGGGAAACGAACUUGUUAAAGUUUCUAUGACACACUGGACACACUUUUCCAUUUAGGGAUAUCCAGUGCUUUUUGGGGGGGGCCCGCAGGAGUAUGCAUACCCCUAAACAUUUUGUAAAUCUUUGUACAUUUGUAAAUUUACUGUAGAGGUCAGCAAACUUUUUUAGCAGGGGGCCGGUCCACUGUCCCUCAGACCUUGUGGGGGGCUAGACUAUAUUUUUUGGGGGGAAAUGAACGAAUUCCUAUGCCCCACAAAUAACCCAGAGAUGCAUUUUAAAUAAAAGCACACAUUCUACUUAUGUAAAAACACCAGGCAGGCCCUACAAAUAACCCAGAGAUGCAUUUUAAAUAAAAGGGCACAUUAUACUCAUGUAAAAACACGCUGAUUCCUGGACCAUCCACGGGCCGGACUGAGAAGGCGAUUGGGCCUGAUCCAGCCCCAGGCCUUAGUUUGCCUACCCAUGACUUACUGUAUUUAUUUUCCCUGAUUUGAACUAUAAAAUUGUGCUUUUCUUGAGUCAAAAUGAGAGUACCCCUUAAAAAAAAAUAAGAAAAAAAGCACUGGAGAUAUCAACAAUUAACAUCAACAGUCCCUAAUGGCUUGGGACCAGUUUACGUCUUGCAAGAUUGCCUUUACUUGUGCCCACUUGAUCACUUCAGUCUGUGGAACUGGAACUGUUACAGGUGCCACAUAAUUCUCAUUCCACAGUUGUGAGAAACUGGUCUUUUAGUGUGGCAGCACCACACUGCCUAUUGGGGUUAGGCAGACAGCUCCGUUGUACUCUUUUUGUCGCCCGUUUAAAACAUUUUUGUUCGGGCAAGCGGCAAGCCUAUCCAGAUGCAUAGAUACUGAUGUCUUUUAAUCUUUUUUACUGUAGACUUUAAUUAUUUUAACAUGAUUUUUAUUGUUUGUAACUGUUUCUAUUGGCAAUGUUAAUAUUUCUCGCAAACUGCUUAGAGGCUUUACUGCAAAUCAGUGUUAUUGGGCAGGUGUGCAGUCCCUUCCGUUGCUGGCACCACCUAUGUCUGUUUUUAUCUGUUUUCAAAUGGGGUAAUGCAGAAUCACUCUGCAAUGAGAGUUUAAUCUUGGAAUGAAACCAGCUUCUCAAGAAGUGCUUUCCAGGGUAAAAAAAUAUUCCAUAUAUCUAGACUAGCUGUAGACUACGUAGAAAAAAUGAGUACUUAGUCUCUAUUGGUUCUGGAUUAAAAUGUCAUGUGUACACCCCCUCAAUUCCCCCCCCCUCCAAAUUUAUCAUUCUGUCUGCCUUUUCUCACUCUAAUUAAGUUUGUCAACUUGGCCAUACAGGUAAUUUCCCACUCCUUAGAAAGCCAAGUGAGUAGAGUAGGUGGUUUGGGAUUUUCCUGGUUUUGGCAAAUGGAGGUUUUUGCUGCCUUUACUAAGUUUUACUCAGAGUAGACCCAUUGAAAUUAACGGCCUCUCACUUAUUACAUAGGACCAUCAAGUUCAAUGGGUCCAGUCUGAGUGGAACUUAGUUGGAUGCAACCCAUAAUAUUUCCAUGCAGGGAAGCUGGUCUGAGAGGAAUGUUAGUGGGAAACCAGGCCCACACCAAAGGAUUCUCAAUCUGGAGGUGCAAUCUAUCAGUCAUAGCAACACACUUCCCAAUAAAGUAAAACGUACACAGGCUCAGUGGCUUUUCCUGCUAGCGUCGCUUGAUGAAAUGUUUAGCUUUGUAAAGCCUGUGAAACGUUAUCUGCACUGUAUUGCUUGCACCUAGUUAAACUUUAUAUCUCCAGUUUUAUUUUCUAUACACAUGGGUUUGUAAUUCUUGUGCAAUCAUCUGAAGUUAUCUUUAUGGUUUUCAAUUUAUAAUUGUAUUUUGCUCAGUCUUUCCCCAGGAUGCAUUGGUCUGGAGAAUGCAAGGCAUUCAGGUAGCUGUUAACAUGAUUAGCAAUGUGAGCUCUCCCCACCACCCUAAAAACAAAUAGGAGGGGCAAGGUGGGUGAACUGGAUCAAGACCACAGUGAGGGGGGUGGAGAGAAAAUUCCCCUCAAUGCCUCCUGGACCCCAUUCCAAAAUAUCCCCUACAGUUUCCUUGUAAAAAGCCAUUGAUGCCAUUGCUAAUGGCAUCCUAGUCCUAGUCCAUAUGAACUAGGCUCUGAGUGGGUACAGCCAUUGCUUCUCAGGUUCAGGUCAUGAUUGCUUCCUCUGAACUAACUUAUAGUUCCUAUGAAAUCCAGGUUCAUACGAAACAUUCUCUGAAUGAACAUAUGCUUUGGGAAAGUUGAAGAGUGUCAUAUGUCAUAGCUGACAGGCCUGUCUUAAGCAUAUGCGGCGCUGGGGUGCAAAUAUCCGCCCAGAGGGCCCCCCCCGGUGGCCCAGUCCCAGGCACGCAGGAGGGCAGAGCCAGCCGGCCGCCUCAGUGUCUCGCUGGCUCGGUCGUACCUGAACUCGCGGUGCAGAGCCACCUGCAACAGAAGAGCCCGCCACGGCGCUCUGACCGACGGGCAGGCUCUUCCCCAGACUCAUCUCUCGGGCCCCUGACUCUCGGCCUGGUGCCCCUGAGAGCCCAGCGCCCGGGUGCCCCACACCCCUAGAGCCUAUGGGUAAGACGGCCCUGAUAGCUGGAAUGCCUGGCUCCUCCUCUUCUGCCCUUGUUGUGAAAGGGAAUAGCCAAGCACAAAACCCAGAACACCUUGAGGCAGACCUGGCAAUAUGUGGCUCUCCAGGUGUCAGUGAAAUACAACUCCAUCACCCAUUCAUGUUGGCUGGGGCUGAUGGGAAUUGGAAGACAGCAACAUCUGGAGAACCACAACUAUGCCAUUCCUGCCCUGGGGGGAGUGAGUAAGGGACAUGGAGACAGACAAUGAACCACUCGAGAGCCAGUAGUGUUGGAGGAGGCAGAAGCAGCCCCAAUGUUAUUGUGCUGUGUUGUAUUUUUGUGUAAGCUGCAUUGUGGUCCCUUCAGAAUAGACAGGCAGGAUAGAAAUUAGGGUUGCCAUAUAUCCGGAAUUUUCCAGACAUAUCAGGAAUACCGCAGUUGUCAGCAGCAUCUGGGCAGAAUGUCUGGCAAAAACCAGGUGUAUGGCAGCCCAUGUUGGCAGUGCCGAUUUUGCCGAUUUCCCCUUAAAAUAGCUCCCAAUGCAAACCAAUCCACCAAAUAAAUGAAGUAGAGACAAAGUUAACUCCCCCCUAAGGAUUUUUUUAAGAGUUUAAAAAGUAUGUGAGUCUAGUCAUAAAACAAAAUAAAAUCUAAAUAGAUAUAUUUUGGAUCUUGAAUAUUGUUGCUGCUGCUUCAUAUACAUUAUAGAGCACAUAUUAUGGGGAAAGAGCCUUGCAAGGCUGUACUUCUACAUAUGCUUACUUGGGGAAAAGCCUCAGAGAACAUUGUGGGACUUAAGAUUGUACAGUAUAUUGGCCACCCGAAGUCCAGUCAGAUGAGAAAGCACUAGCCACUCACUGGAGCAGUACUCAGCUCAAGCAGCUCCUCCCUUUAAUAAGCUACUACAGCUGACAGUGACGAUCAUUUUGACGGGGCAGCAAGAGUGGGGGAGGCUGCAGUUAUGCAGCAGAGUGGUUCUGUAUAUAUUGCUGCUGAGGUACAAUUCAGUGGUUUUUGUGGGGGUGGCAGCAUUGUUUUCCUUCUAUGUUCUGCUGAGUUUUAUUUGCGAUGCAGUUAGACUACAAUGAUAAGCCCCAAAUUAUAAAGGAAACCAAUGACUUAAAAGUUCACUAUAUAUUUUUCCUUCUCAAACUCAAUUCUGUAGAGGUGAUAAAAUGCAAGCUCCAUGUGAAAAUAGAGGAGGGUCUUAUUCUAAGCUCUUUCCUGGUCUGUCUUCAUUUAUGUCUUAACUUUUUCACACCAUGAAGGAGCAGUAGUGAGAAGUUAAAGAACCAUAUUGUGUAAAUGGAAGCUUCGCUUCCUAUGCAAACUGCAGGUGUGGGUACCCAUUUCCCAUUAUGACUACAAUAGGGGGCAAAGAGUUAAAGCCCCCUAGCCCUCCCACCAGGGUCCCAGUCCAGAUCUCCCCUGCUCACACGCCUACUAUUUACAUUUUUAAAAUUCCCAUAUUUACUAAUUGUGUGUAUGGUAUGGCAUCUCUCACACAUAUCCCUUUUGAUGGUUCUGGCCUAACAUGUACAAGGGAAUGUAACACUCUUUCCCAUGAACACUGUGUGAGUUUUUCCUGCAUGUCUCUGAAAGGGACAUGUGUGCAUUUCCUCUGUGCGCAUUACAAUGGAAGCGCAAGAAACAGACCCAUGAUUCACUCGUGCUUCCUCUUCCCAUUUCCUUAAUGUGCAAAGCCACCAUUAGCCUUGACUUUCCCUUCCACUUUCUCUUACUUCAGAAGCUCAGUUAUAACAUAUUUUGUUGACAUUAUGUGUUUGCCAAGUUUGGGCUGUUCAGUGUCCAUAGAAUUUCAUUCAGCCCCCCCCCCCGUUCUUUAUGCCUUUUAUCUUUGCUCUUAUUAAUGUGGUUAUCCGUUGACAGUGUUUGCUGGAACAAGUACAGGAACGCUGGAACAAGCAACACUUUCCUGUUGUUGCAAAGUGCUUGUUUCGAAAUGAGCACAGUUCAGUAGGAUAUAUCAUGUUACAUAUUGGGGGGGGGGUGUAUCUGUGUGUAGAUAUGUAUUAAGUAUAUGUGUGAAGUAUGACACAAUGCAAGUUAAUUGUGCUGAUCACUACAGAUAAAUAUAUUUAGGUCUUCAGGAGGGAAAGAAAGUGGAGCAUCUCCAGAAAUCCUUUUUAUUGCACAUUCAUCAGUGGUGACUGAUGCCAUUUUGACUAGGUAGGGCUGCAAUUUUUCACCUUGCAGUUUCCCUCACAAUAAGACUCAUACAGCAAUUGUUUAGGAAAGUGUGCCAUUAGAUAGGUGCAGAGUGCCAUUGUCUCCCCAUUGAAAAAUAUAAAUUAUACUCUGCACAUCUAUGGGAAAGAGCUUCCAUGUAAGAGUCUCCAAGUAUGGUUUUCAGACAAGAUUGUUGUUGUUGUUGUUGUUGUUGUUGUUGUUGUUGUGAGUUGGGGGGUUGGCCUGUAUGGUGCCUGAGUCCCUUCUAAUCCCUGGAGUCCUGUAUCCAGCAAGGGUUAAAAACUAAUGGAGGAUUCCGUUGCUAAAGUAGUCAAGCCAACUUCUUGGUAAUGGGCCUAAGCAUUGUCCAUAGUCUGACCAAGGAGGUUGCUCUGACCCAGAGGCCAAAUGUGUGGGGCCCCUCCCUCACUUGGUUGGUAGUGAGAAGAACAAUACAGUGGUACCUCAGGUUACAGACACUUCAGGUUACAGACUUCGCUAACCCAGAAAUAGUACCUCGGGUUAAGAACUUUGCUUCAGGAUGAUAACAGGAAUUGCGCAGUGGUGGCAGUGGGAGGCACCAUUAGGUAAAGUGGUGUCUCAGGUUAAGAACAGUUUCAGGUUAAGAACGGACUUCCAGAACGAAUUAAGUUCUUAACCGAAGGUACCACUGUAGCUAGUAUGAAAGAGAGCUGGGCUAAAAGCAGGCAGAAGCCAAAGAGUGAGAGCCAUUCUUCAUUUCUGCUUGAAUCCAAGACUGUGGCUAUGGGAGAAGAAAGACCUCUUGGGGUGUUAAUGCUGUGAGCCCCUCCAUCAUAGGCUCAGGUUGUAUAUAUGUUGUUGUAAUAAUAAUUAAAUAAUAAUAAUAUAUGCUGCCCAUCUGACUGGGUUUCCCCACCCACUCUGGGCAGCUUCCUACAAAUUAUAACACCACAGUAAAACAUCAAACAAAACUUCCCCAUACAGGGCUGCCUUCAGAUGUCUUCUAAAAGUCAGAUUGUUUUUUAUUUCCUUGACAUCUGGUGGGAGGGCGUUCCACAGGGUGGGCGCCACUACUGAGAAGGCCCUCUCCCUGGUUCCCUGUAACCUCACUUCUUGCAAUGAGAGAACCACCAGAAGGCCCUCAGAGCUGGACCUCAGUGUCCAGGCUGAAUGAUGGGGACGGAGAUGUUCUCCCAGGUAAACAGAGCUGAAGUCAUAUAGGGCUUUAGAGGUCAACACCAAUUAUGCUUGGAAACAUACCACAGAGAACCACAGUCUCUGCUGUCCCUUGUUCCAGAGAUUGGGGUGUCGUGCAACAUUAUUAUUAAUGACUCACCCUUCACCCCAAGGUCCCAAGACUGACUCAAUAUCUCUUAGAAAAUAAACCAUGACACUUGACAAAGAUGUAUGAAUUCAUAAAUUGUUUACAGGAACACAUAGUUUAUUCAAAAGUUUUUAAAUGUGGGGAACAGUUGCUUCUAGUUGCAUGCAGUUUUCCUUCCCCACAAAAUCAAUUUGACUUUUCAAUAUCCAAAACUUUUAUUUCUCUAAAUUAAAUAUUCCAACCAAUAAAUAAAACAUCAUUUGUGCACAUUGUGCACACUGUUCAGGGCGUCAUACCCUGCUAGCAAAACCUUGAGCCAGGCCACAUCAAAACAAAUUUGCAGUGCAUAACUCAGUCCUGAAUAUGUGAAAUAAUAAUAUCUUCUGUACAGAGUACAUCACACCAAUUAGUAAUCAUAAUCAGCAUGCUAUUUAUGAGAUCAGGGAAAGUAUCUUCCAAGUCUGAAGAAGGAUGAGGAGUUAGUCAAUGUGAUAUCCAGACAGGCUUAGCACUUUUCAUUUUCGAAAUUCACUGACAAACUCACCAAAAAUUUACUAAGUCAUAGUCAAAAACAAAUGGAUUUAAUUGUCCUCUGCCUCACAAUGAUGAUAUUAUUCUAAAAAACUCUAAGUCAGUACAAACUGUUAUCUCCCAAGCAAAACACUCAGACUCAUUUAAAUGACAUAGUCCAACUAAAGGCAUGAGCCUUUGUUUUGAAGAGUUUUUGUCUUUGGCAAAGUUCCCAACUUGGCAAUUGUCCUGUUUUUAGCCAUGUAGGACCAUUCUGUCAUCCCCCAGCCUUGCCAAUUCCUCCCUUCAGUCAAGCCAUUUAGAAACAAUAGCAGCAAACCUUUCAAAAUUCAAAAUGUUCUCAACUCAAGCUAGGAGACGGGGUGGGUGUGUUCCAACUUUGGAAAGCUAAUCAGUCCCUGUAUUUACCAUACUUAUCUACACAAUCAGGGUUGUAUCGUACCUAACAAGACUCCCAAAGUGACACUGGUGGGUGAUUGCAGAGGCCUGGGUCAGACUGGUUCUGCCAUGACCAAAAACAUAAGAUCAGGCCAGUCACCCAUCUAGUCUGCCAUCCUCUUCACUGUGACCAACCAGAUGCCAGCAAGACCUGAGCACAUGAGCACUCUCCCCGCCUGUGGUUUCCAGAAACUGGUAUUCAGAAUCAUUGCUAGUAGCUAUUGAUAAUGCAUGAAUUUGUCUAAUCCUCUUUUGAAGCCAUCCUGAUUGGUGGCCAUCACUGCCUCCUGGGGGAGCGGAUUCCAUAGUUUAACUAUGCUCUGUGUUGCCUUUUAUAUGUCCGGUACACUGCCUUAGGAUACUUGGCUGUUGAGGAGUACACCUAUUAAUAAUGGAGACAAAGGAACUUAAUUAGCGGGCCGUCUGGCCCCCAAACCUGUAUGACUGGCCAGUUACAUAAAUUGGGCAGAGUUUCACAGAAAUCAAACGUGGAGUCUGCAGGUGUGAGCCUUGGCCCUGGAAAGUAAGGGGCUUUAUUUUAGAAGUGACUAUUUUGGAUGCUGGGAACAAAAAGCAGAUGGAGAACUUGUAAGCUUUCUGGAAACUAGAGAUCUGUAAUGAUUCUGCCUAGAGGUAGUGCACUGCUCUCUCUCUCUCUCUCUGUCUCUUCUCAAGCAAAGAUAUGAAUGAAUAAAUUUCCCUAGACAUCAUAUUACUCCAAUGCUUUUUUCCUGGUGGAAAGUGAACUGGAAAGAUUUCUUUGAACUGCUUACCCACAAAGAGGGGUCAAAACAAAGGCAUAAUAUUCAUUUUACCUGCCCUAUUGGCAAUCACCUAUAAAUACUGAGUUAGUAUCCAACAUGCUAACAUAAAUUAGACAUUUGUAUGCACUUUAAACAUAAGCUAUGCAUGCACUCAAAUGUGUCAGCCUAUGCCUUUGUCGUAUUUCAAAUGUUACCAAAAUUUAUGAUAUUUUGAACUCGUGGAGAAAUCCCCUCUGCUUCAAGAAUAUCUAUCCCCAGCUUUGCACUCUGGUGAGUGCAUUCUGGUACAGAACUUUGGGAAAAUUAAUCAUUACCGUGUGAAUACUCACAGUACACAUUAAUCAGUAGUGCCUGUAGUUUAUAUAUGUAUUGAGUUUCAGUGGCUUGAUUUAAACAGAUCCUCCGCAACUUAGAACAUAAAUAUAUCUGACAUGCUGACUCAGGCUAUUCCCUUUUCCAUGAGCUGGUUUCCUUUCCAAACUCAUUUCCUUCGUCUUAGGCCUCUCUGCAAACCUGGGCUGCAGUCCGAAGCACACUUACUAAAAAGUAAGUGCCAUCAACUUCUAUGGGAGUUGCUUCUGUGUAAACAUGCAUAGCAUUUUGAUAGAAGACAGCAACAUUGUGAAAUAGGUCCACCACCACAGUGCCUAGAAUGCAACAUUCGGGUGGCGCUGUGGGUUAAACCACAGAGCCUAGGACUUGCUGAUCAGAGGGUUGGCAGUUCAAAUCCCCGCAACGGGGUGAGCUCCCGUUGCUCGGUCCCUGCUCCUGCCAAUCUAGCAGUUCAAAAGCACGUCAAAGUGCAAGUAGAUAAAUAGGUACCACUCUGGCGGGAAGGUAAAUGGCGUUUACGUGCGCUUCUCUGGUUCGCCAGAAGCGGCUUAGUCAUGCUGGCCACAUGACUGUACGCCGGCUCCCUCGGCCAAUAAAGCGAGAUGAGCGCCGCAACCCCAAAGUCGGUCAUGACUGGACCUAAUGGUCAGGGGUCCCUUUACCUUUAUGGGCCUAUUAGAUAUUCUCAGUUUAAGUUCCUGAAUUGCAAACAAGAGGAAUAGUAGACAUUGACGAAGCUACUUUAUUCGGAGGCAGAUCAUUGGUCUAUCUAGUACAGUGUUAUCUACUCCAGGGGUAGACAACAUGGUGCCUUUGAGAUGCAGUUGGAGAACUCCCAUCAUCCCUGACAUUAGCCAUGUUGGCUGGGCUGAUAGAAAUUGUACAUCUGGAGGGCACCAGAUGUGGGCCCUGGCUUACUCUGACUGACAGUGGAUUUCCCAAAGACUCAUGCUGAAGCCUUUCACAUCUCUAUUAUCUAUUUAACUGGAGAUGCCACAAACUGAACCUAAGAAAGGAGUGUAGUUCCAUGGUGGAGCAUCUCCUUUACAUGCAAAAGAUGCAGGCCCAAUCCCUUUCAUCUUUAGAUAGGGCUGGGAAUGUCCCUUGCCUAAAACCCUGGGCAGCCACUGCAAGUCAAUGUAGACUAUGCAAUACUGAGCUAGGUAGAUCAAUGGUCUGACUCCUAAGUUCCUUAGGCAGCUUCCUAAAUUCCUAUGACUUUAUGUAUGCAAAGCCAAUGCUCUACCAUCGAGCUAUGGCUCCUAUCUAUUUUUUUAAAAGACUCCACGGCACAUUUUCCAGCCCUUUAAUCUGUACUUGUCCUUAAGAAUUUUGCUGAAAUUUUGCCUAACGCAUGUUAUGAGGAAUGCUCCUUUGAUAAACCAGCAUUGUAAUCGUUUUCAGGCAGCGAUUUCACUAAGCCUGCAGCUUUUAAAGUAAAGUUUCUUGUAGCCGAAAAGAGAACACAGCCAAUUCUGGUGCUACAUUUAAUAAUUCAUAAAUCAAAUUAAGUUCAUGAGGGUUCAGAGUUUAAAAGUUUAAAAGUUUUGCUUAAGCUGCCAAAGUUUUUAAACAACAACAGAAAAAAAAACACAACCCAACAAAACUUUUCCGUCCUGGAGUGCUACACUCAAAUACAUGCUGCUCAUGUAUUCAUGUUUAUUUACUCAGAAGUUCCAUAGACUUACUUACAGGUAAGUGGGGGGGGGAUUAGGCUUCCAAUACAUGUAAAAUACCUACCUUUAUUUUUAUCUUUUAAAAAAAUAUUCCAUGAAUGUCCAGGUGACAUGAUUUCCUUCUGUAAAUGGUACCUAAAUAAGAUCACAGCUAGCAUGAAAGAUACAUCAGUUGCUGCUGGUAUGGUUUUCCCUGUGAUUACUGAAAUUCUGUUUUUAAUUAGUCUUAAUAUUACUGUCCUAUUUCUUCUAUCCUACUUUAUUGCUUUUAUGUUUGCUUUUCACAUACCACUUAGAGAUUUUAAACUAUUAAGCCAUUUAGAAAUCUUUGUAAAUAAAUAAUAAAGUCAAUCAAUUGUAAUAAUAAUAAUAAUUUAUUUAUACUCCACCCAUCUGGCUAGGUAUGCCACACAGCCUCCAAUUGCAUAUUGUUCAUAGUUGCAAGGCGGGGGAGGCUACCCCCUUAAAUCAAAUAAAUAAAUAAAUAAAUAUAACUAACUGACUGACCAAUUGCAUCACAGAUAGCUCAGUUCUCUCCCCCCUAACAUGAAGCCAGUAAGCUACUGAAAUCUCACUUGCAGGAGUAUUGUGGAGGCGUGGCUGACAUCCAUUUCAAGCAUGCAUAAGUGAUUCUGUGAAAAGGCCCUUAUAAAUCACUGUCAUUUAAAUUCAAUACAGGAAUGUGGAGAAUUAGGAUUAUUUGGAACAAGUGGUUAUGCGGGGUGGGGUGGGGUGGAAUACUUCUCCACAAUUUGGACCUAGGUGCACAGUCAUAUUACUUGCCUUAACUUUCUGAUUCGCUAUGGUGGAGUCCAAUGUUUUACAAGUGUUUCCAUUGCUUUGCCACUCCAGAGCAGAAGGGAAUGAAGAAGAAGUCCUGUUGGACAAAGGGAGUCCAUUCCACUCCUACAUAGAUAUCACUGGACACAGCCCCUUGUGUCUGUGAGUCAGAUAAUCUUCCCUGUUUUGUGGAGUCCCACAAAAAAGAUGGGUCUGACUGUACUUUGAAGCUUGUGGGUGGGGUUCGUGCUUUUUCUGACUACCCACAAUCAAAAUGUUGGCCUUGAUGCUUCUUUUGCCUAAGUAAUAUUUAUUUUAACUUCCUAUGAAAAACUAGACUUGCACACAGCCAUCCAUGCAUAGAUGCAUCAGUCUCUCCCUGUCUCUGUCUCUGUCUCUCUCCCCCCCCCCCCCAAUUUGCAAUAGCAUGGUAAGCAUAAAUCUAUAAAACUGUUCUUUGGUUUAAAAGGGCUUGGCCCUGCUCUCAGUCCAUUCACUGUUGUUAAGCAGUAAUUCUGGAUAAAUUCUAUGUCAUAUCGGUGGGUUUAAGUGCAUCUAAUUGUAUUGUAUUGUUUCCGCUAGGUUUGUGGAAUUCCAAAUUUCAGCCGGCACAGCCAGCAAAGAGAUUUCAUAGGUCCAUCUCUUGAAUAUAUUCAAGAUUAAACCACCAACAAGCAUGGGAAGUGAGAGCACUUGUUAAGGUUACUUUUAAAAAUGGCCCUUCCAAUAACUAAAGCAGCGUUAUCAGCUCAGGUCAAACAAUCACCCCCUUACUUUGAACAAACAGAUAUGGAACUUUGGCAUGUAUGUCUCAUAUAUAGGUCCAUUUAAUGGAUCAUUUAAUAAUCAACAAGAGUUUAGAAUCAAUAAGUUGGCAAGAAAUCAAGGUGUUGCUCAAUAAUAAUUACAUGUGAUCUAACAUCCUGGAGGAGGGAAAUUUCUCUAAAUGGUGCUCAAUAUCCCAGUACAAAGAACAUUUUUGACUUCACACUUCCAUAGGAAAGGCAUGAUCCAGCAAUAAUGCUAGGCUUCUGUUUCAUAUUUGGAUAUGUGCUGGAAAUGUAAAAGGGCUAGGUUAGCCAUUUUCAUAGGUGGUGGACUUGCUCAAUAGCAAAUACAUUUUUAGAUAAGAUUGAAGAGGCCACUGAGAGAAUAAAUCUGCAACUACUAACUACCAUUCAGUUUAGAGUAACUUCUGAGCAAACAUGCUUUAAGAUUGCAAGGUAAUUUGUUAAAGCUUUGCUUGGCAGAUCCACUGUUUUACCAGUUAAUUGUACACAUGAUAUUCUAACUUGUCAUUGUGAACUAAUCUCUUUCAUGACAUUAACUCCCAGCAUAAGUAUGCAAAACAUUGUAGAGUCAUGUCCAUUCCACUAGCAGUAGAACAAGAACUGCUAUAAACUAUAUUAAGGUGAAAGUAGUUAGAAACUCACACCUCCUAUUUACUCCUGGCAAAAUAAGACACGUGUUGACAAGCCUGAUUUAAUUUACUGCAGUGCUGCUCAUUUAUAUGCACACUAUAAAUUAUUCAAGAUCUGUAUGUUUUAUAUAAAAAAUAAUAACAAUAAAAGGGGAAAUAAGUUUAAAUGAAAAAUCAUUCUGAAUUUGGGUACUAGAACUAGUGCCUGAAAUUAUUUUCUCCUCCUCCCUCCCAAGCCCUUUUCUUUUGUGCCACGCCUUUUGGAGAUUGUAAGGGCAGGUGUGAAGUGAAGUGAAAGCUGAACCAUAAAGAAGGUAGAUCGCCGAAGAAUUGAUGCUUUUGAAUUAUGGUGCAGGAGGAGACUCUUGAGAGUCCCAUGGACUGCAAGAAGAACAAACCUAUCCAUUCUGAAGGAAAUCUGCCCUGAGUGCUCACUGGAAGGACAGAUCCUGAAGCUGAGACUCCAAUACUUUGGCCACCUCAUGAGAAGAGAAGACUCCCUGGAAAAGACCCUGAUGUUGGGAAAGAUGGAGGGCACAAGGAGAAGGGGACGACAGAGGACGAGAUGGUUGGACAGUGUUCUUGAAGCUACCAGCAUGAGUUUGACCAAACUGCGGGAGGCAGUGGAAGACAGGAGUGCCUGGCGUGCUCUGAUCCAUGGGGUCACGAAGAGUCGGACACGACUAAAUGACUAAACGACAACAACAACAAACGGCAGGUGUGAGGAAUGUUUGGCUCAAAUGUUGCUGAACUACAACUCCCAACAGCUCCAGCAAGGAUGUCCAUUGCUAGAGACCCAAGUUUGAUCUUAUCACUGGCAUUUGGAAGCCAAAGCAUUUUUUAAAAAAAUUUAUUUAAUCAUUUUUUCAAUACAAACAACAACCACAAAAAACACAUACAACAAAAACCACAAUAACACUAAUAACACAAUUUAACAUGACAGAUUUGAGUACUGAUAUACCUAUGACUACACCUUUUUAACAAUAUCUCCCCACCUCUCAUCCCCCUACUUCCCACCACCGUCCGCCUUAUCGCUUAAAUAUUCCUUCCAGAUUUCUUCAUAUUUAUCCAUUCUUAAAUUGCGUCGACAUGCAAUUCGUUCGUAUGUGGCUAGUCUGUCCAUAUUGUCAAUCCAUGUGCUCAAUGGAAUCUUUUUGCAGCUCUUCUAGUUCAUCAGAACAAGUUUUUUUGCUUCUAAUAUGGCACGCAUGUUUACACUGGCAGAGGAAGGGGGUGCGGGGGUGUGGUCCACCCAGGGUGUCAUCCCUGGGGUGUGUGUGACAUUGCUGCCCCGCCCCCCUGGGACACUUGCUGCAGGCACCGCCCCUGUGGGAAGCUCGCCGUGGCUGGCGCUGCCCCCGUGCUCACUGCGCUGCCCCCGUGGGACGCUUGCCCCCCCCCGGGUGCACAGCCUGGGUGCCAGAGCAGUUAGCUCCGCCUCUGCGUGUUUACCCAGAAGUUACUAUAAAUUCAAGAAAAGAUUAGUGACUCUAUAAAGCAAAGGUUUGUACAUUUUUGUUUUGCUUUUCCCCCCCUGAAGAGCAGGAUAAAAGGUUAAAUAAGUAAAAGAAGAAGAAGCUAAAGUUCCAUGGGGUCAAGAGCAGUAAUCCAUUUAAUAAAUUACUUUUUAAAAAGGCCCUUGUGACGAAUGGGGAGCUGAGGUGGCGAGGAAGAUUGCUCAAGGAGUUUGAAUAAAUGUUCUUUUAGUUGUUGUACUAGUAGCAUUUGGCCUAACUAUUAUUAUAAUUAUAAUAACGAUAAUGAUAAUACUAGUAAUAGUAAUAAUAAUAAUAAUAAUAAUAAUAAUAAUAAUUUAUUAUUUAUACCCUGCCCAUCUGGCUGGGUUUCCCCAGCCACUCUGGGCAGCUUCCAACAGAACACUAAAAUACAAUAACCUAUUAAACAUUAAAAGCUUCCCUAAACAGGGCUGCCUUCAGAUGUCCUCUAAAAGUCUGGUAGUUGUUUUUCUCUUUGACAUCUGGUGGGAGGGCGUGCCACUACUGAGAAGGCCCUCUAACUGGUUCCCUGUAACUUUGCUUCUCACAGUGAGGGAACCGCCAGAAGGCCCUUGGUGCUGGACCUCAGUGUCCGGGCAGAACGACGGAGGUGGAGACGCUCCUUCAGGUAUACUGGACCGAGGCUGUUUAACUAGAUCCUGGAUCUAGUUCCUCUUUGCUGAUUUGAAAUGAGAGUUCUAGCAACCUUGUACCACUUCUUAUUUAUUUCUAUAGGGUUCAUUCAUCAUCAAUAGUUAUAGAAUUCCUUAGUGACAGUGUCCUUUUAGAAAUCCUUUUGCCUAUCAGCCUAAUUUUCAUCCUGAGCGCCACACACUAGUGGCUGAGCAUUGUUCCAUCAAGCAUUUCUGAUGUGAUUGUGAGCCUUCUGCACUGAAAAGUUGUUUGAAUUGUGGUACAUGCCCACAGCUUCACAAACCUUGAAGAUGUGUGGCUGUAAAACUAGUGUCCAGGACAGCUGUGUUAGUGCCAAAUCAGUAAGCGGCUAGCCACCAGGUGGAGCUCUAGUUAGCUAAUACAGUAUGCACACACUCCAGCUGAAGUUGGUCACAGCCCAUUGAUAUUGAUAGCAGAUUUAAGCAAGCACUUUACUUUGUCCCGUUCAAAUCGCCAAGGCCUAAAAGUGGUUAACUCAGCUGGGUCACACCCAGUACGUUUUACCACACACUUGGCUGCUCUCAAUUAAUUGAAAUAGUUCCUGAUAGAGGCAAUAAGCAACUGUGGGUUUGGGAGGGAUUUAUUUGUGGGGGGUUUCUGCAGAUCUCUGGAACUUAGGAAGCUGCUAAAUCAGACCAUUGGUCCAUCUAUCUCAAUAAUGUCAACACUGAGUGGCAGCUGCUCUCCAGGAUUUCACACAGGGGACAUUUCCAGCUCCGCUUGGACAUGCCAGGGACUGAAUAUGGGACCUUCUGCCUGCAAAACAGGUAUGAUGUCCCUUCAUGAUGUCCCUAGCUGCUUUCUGUGCAGGUCAUUCUGUAGCUGCCACCAUGCCCAUUGGCUCUAGAAAGUCUCCUUCCAACCCAUUUUAGCAGCCAUGGACAUUCAGUCAGCUGUGCCAAAUAUUCAACCCAUCCUCCAGGUGCUUAACUGUCAAGGAACUUUCAGUUCUGAAUUCAGCACAAUUUUAUUUUAUUCCAUUUUCAAAUAAACAGAAACAACAAAGAUUAAGCGAGAUAUUGUAACAUGCAAAGGAAUUAGGGGUGGGUGACUGGGGAGAGAAGAUAUGGAGGGGGGAAGGGAGGGGUAUAGCAAGGCCCCUGUACAAUAUUCACUUGUUUUCCAACUUCAGCACAAUUUUUGACCUGGUUGUGGAACCAGGUAGAGCAAGAGUCAUAUGUCUGAUCUAUGUUGCUCUAGUUUAUAUCACUACACGGCAUGCAAAAAAGUCUGAAAUCAGGAUCACAGUCAUUUGUUACUAGAAAUAAAUGCCAGGCUUGUAUUGAAAAAAACAUGCCAUGGACUAUAUUAGACAAUGCUGUACUGCUUUUUCCCCCAGAGCGCUAUAGUAACCUAGCCGUCUGUAGCCACAAGUGCCUUUAAGAUGAAUCAUGCAUGAAAGCAUCACAUGGUUUGCUCUGAAACUGCCUGUAAAAUGCUGUGAAUCAGGGAAGGAAUUGUCUCCUUUCAUUCAAAUCCAGUGCAUUUCAUUAUAUCAUAGAGUUGGAAAGGGCCCCCAGGAUCAUCUAGUCCAACCCACUACAAAGCAGGAAUCUAAAUUAAAGCAUCCAUGACAGAUGGCCGUCCAACCUCUCCUUUAAAAUAUCCAAGGAAGGAGAGUCUGCAGCCUCCCAAGGAAGACUGCUCCACUGUCAAACAGCUCACCGUCAGAUGUUUCGUCUGAAUCUCCUUCCUUGUAACUUGAAGCCAUUGGUAUUAGUCCUACCCUCCAGAGCAGGAGAAAACAAGCUUGCUCCCUCUUUCAAGUGACAGACCGCAUUUGAAGAUGGCUAUCAUAGCUCAGUGUGUGGCCACUGUCACAUGCUGACAAUUUCUAGGAGACACAGGUGAGAGCUAAGUGCAGGGUGGGAACCAAAGGUGAAGAAGAGGAGCUUGUAUUUGAUAUCCCGCUUUAUCACUACUCGAAGGAGUCUCAAAGUGGCUAACAUUCUCCUUUCACUUCCCCUACAUGAAACACUGUGAGGUGAGUGAGGCUGAGAGACUUCAAAGAAGUGUGACUAGCCAAGGUCACCCAGCAGCUGCAUGUGGAGGAGCGGGGACGCGAACCCAGUGCACCAGAUUACGAGUCCACCACUCUUAACCACUACACCACACUGGCUGGACAAACUACCCCCAUAAGGAGCACAAGGUGUCUCCCACCAGAGCUACUACCCCUCCAGGGGACAUGAAUGGCGCUGUGGUCUAAACCACUGCGCCUGUUGGGCUUGUUGAUUGUAAGGUCAGCAGUUCGAAUCCGUGCAACAGAAUGAGCUCCUGUUGCUUUGUCCCAGCUCCUGCCAACUGAGCAGUUCAAAAGAAUACCAACACAAGUAAAUAGGUAGCACUGUGGUGGGAAGGUAAACGGCAUCUUUGUGUGCUCUUGCACUCAUCACAGUGUUCCAUGCACCAGAAGCGGUAUAGUUAUGCUAACCGCAUGACCUGGAAAAGCUGUCUGUGGACAAGUCGUCUCUCUCGGCCUGAAAGCGGAGAUGUGAGCCACACCCCAUAGUUGAAUUUGACUGGACUUAACUGUCCAGGGGUCCUUUACCAUCACCUUUUUUUUUAGCUUACUACCCCUCCCCUAACACCCCAUGUUUUGCGUGUAUGUUGAAUAUAUAAGGUAGCAAUAGACAAUGCAAGAAGAUAGUGUUAGCUUCAUGUCACUUCAGUAAUAUUCCAAAGGUGUCAUAAGAAGACACACUGACCCACAUUGUGAACACACGGACAUUGUGACUGAGUGCAAAUAUUGCAACAGACAUUGCAUUUUCACAGUCUCUCCUUUGUUUGUUUGUUUGUUUGUUUGUUUGUUUGUUUGCUUGUUUUUGUUGUUGUUGUCAUCACACUUAACAAGCAGACACAAGGAAGGAAAUGUUUAGGAUCAGGGUACCAGUCAAACUGAGGACCUUUGCAACUCAUUUGGAAAACUAAUGGCAGAUAUGUAACUUUAAAAGAUGGCUUAAACAACACUUUCAGUGUUGCAAUAACAUGAUUAAAGGAAUAAAUGGGAGUGCUAAGCAGGAGGUGGAACGAUGUGCACACCAGAAAAUGAGAACACCGUAAUAAAUUAAGGGAUUUUAAUCUCCUAAUAUAUAUUUUAUCUUUGUUUCCUUUCACUAUGACAGCUAUAUUAAAGAACCUCACCCUUUUAAAGGACUAACAUCGUUUUUUAAAAGAUGCAAUUUAUUUAUAGUUGGUUGCUUCUGAUACUGUAUUAAGUGGUGAAAACACUGGAGCCUUACUUUCACUUGGAGCAUUGGAUGCCACUGUGAUUCCAUUGAACAAUGCAUGCCAAAUCAGUCCAACAAUAUUGGACUAAUAAGAAGGAAAUGAAGAGUCUUGGAAUGUCGGUCAUACGCAACCCAGGAUAAAUAUGGUGCCUGGCAACUAAACAAGGUGAUAGUAGAAACGUGGAAUUUUUCCAAAACUGUAUGUUUACAACAGUGACUACUUAGCAAUAUUCAUUAACUUUGAAAAAACUCUGCACACAGAACUGGGUGUGUUUCCACAAGUGAAGCUAAGAAUGCCUUCAAGGACUUAUCCACAUUAGCUUGGAAAAUUGCUACCAAAAUUCAAUCAUUUCUGGUUGCUGAGGGCAGGAGCUCAGCACAGUGCAUUAAAUACUAUUUAGUUGCUACACCAGUCUAGAUAAGGCUGUAUUCUUGUUCUGAAUUUCUCCCACACUGCCACUGCAAGAUGUUUUAGCUAGGAAAACAAAAUUUAACCUCUCAUCCCUUUGCUGUUGCCAUGCUUUCGUCGUGAUCCUUGUGGUUGCAUGAUUGUCACUAGCAUUUAUUGGACAGCACUGUAACAUCACUAGGAACAAAUGGCAUAAUUCCUUCCAUUAGACGUCCCUGCUUUUCUGUACUUCGUUCAUUAUUGUUAUGUAUUUACUUUUAAUUAGAGACUGCCAUGGUUGGCCUCAACCCUGACCAUCAUACGUUGAUUGUUUCUUUGUGUGCAGAGCCUACAUGUAAACUAAGUUGUACAUGCACAAACUUUAUGCACAAAGGAACCAUCAGUGUGUGAAAGGCAGGGCCUGCCCCAGCAACCCUGAUCCUAUCAGACUGGGGUGGUCAACCACAAGAACAUUAGCACAGCUCUGCUGGAUCAGGCCAAAGGUCCAUCACUGUCCAGCAUCAAGUUCUUUUCAUGAUGUCAAUGACAAUCUGCAAGAAGGAACUGGGUGCAAUAGUGGUCCCCCUCCAGUUGUGAUCCCCAGCUGCUGGAAUUCAGAGGGAUGCAGCCAUUUUUUCAUUAGACUGAAGCAAGCGGGAAGUUGUAGAAAAAAGUUGUGCUUUAUGCUCAGACAUAUGGUCUUGUAUAUGCUUCCAAAUAUUUUGCUAGAAUGGGAUCGUUUACUCAUCACUGAGGAAACAUGCUCCAACUAGUUCAUAAUGUUGCCACUUGUCUCCUGAUGGAUAUCAGGAGACAGGGAGACAUUCAGUCAAUUCUGUGAUGGCUUUGUUGGCUGUCAGUCAGUUUCAAGGCCCAACCUGAGGUGCUGAUGCUUACCUUUCAAGCUCUCCUGGGAACCACAUGCCUCAGAACCUGCCUGUCCCUCUAUCAACCCCACCUCUUUACAUUCUCCAGGUUGGGUCCUGUUCUGCGUACCUCCAUAGCUGCGGGCCUUUCAUUUCCCCUGAGAGCCUAUCCCUGAGGCGGAGGGAUGGCCCCUCUGAUGCGGCUUGGAGACACCCUUCCCAUUUAACUUCUCAAAAUGGUCUGAACCUCAAGUAGCAAAAGGGAUCCAACAGUUAUGAAAAAACAUAACGAAAAAUAUAGUACACUCUGAGAUAGAUGUUAAGAUUAUCUUUAAAUGCCCUACAGUGUUCAAGCAUUCAUCUUUCUCUAUUUGAGUCAGUGACUAGUUCUGUUAUUUGCUUGAGCAGCUGAACUGCUUCAAUCUGGUAAGAAUUUGAAUAUAUAUAUAUGGGGUUUGCCGAAAAUCGCUCACCCGCCUGACCUAUGAUGCCACUCACAUGUGUCGCAACAUCAACCUAUCAUCUGUCCCCUGACCCAAAACACAUGCCCAAUUCCCGCAGCAACAGCCAAUCAACGACUGCCUUUGCCGCAGCCAUCCAAAGCACGUCCAAUAGCCACUGACAAUCUCUGGCUCGGGGCAGCAACCAAUCCCAUGUCCCCCCAAUGCACUAUCCGUGUAUAAGACGAGCCCACAUUUUAAAACAUAAUUUUAUAAUAAAAAACCUCGUCUUAUACACCGAAAAGUACGGUAUAUAUCCAGAACAUUUUAAUCUUGCUCUUCAGCAGAAAAAGGCUGCCAGAGCAUCUUGUACUAAUCAGCGAUAAACCCCUAUCUUGAAAUCUAAAAGAUAUAGCACAAAAGGAAAACUGACUGGGUGGGAGGAAGGGAAGAAAAGCAAACUUGGGCACUAGUUCUUAGAGUUCUUAUAAUGACCAGUUUGAAUGGAAAGAUUUCUAGGAGAAGAGCGAAAUUUUUCUGGCAAUGGAAAAGCUUUCCAGUACCGUCUCUCCUUCAGCAGCCUGAUGGAAUGGCUGCUGUUAGUUGAGUGGAAGAAGGUUGAGGGAAGAGCCUGAUGGAGCAUGUCACCCUAUCCUGCAGGCAUAUGGAAUAGAUAGGACUGGUAUAACAAGAAUUGCAGUGGCAGAAAUUGUAACAUGCAUUACCACACCUAUCAUGGCAGGAUGGAAAGAGCAGGUUGGGGGGGAAAUAAAAAAUAAGAUGAUGGGAGAAGUAAUUAAUCAUAAAUAGAUGUUUUUUUUAAAUAAUGCUUCUGACAAGUGAUUUAUGUCUCGAGACAGAAAAGUGAAGGGGCAUAAUUGCAAUUCCCUAUCCCCAUCACGAAUAGGGUUCAACUGGUUACCUGCACAGGGAAUAAUACAAGUGAAAGGAGAUGCCUGUUUUUUGAAUUGAGUAAGGCUAAAGAAAGCUUGGGGCCAAACUCUGCAUUAGUAACUUCCUUCCUCUUAUGGAUGGAACCCAGUACUGUAUAUGGAGGUUUGUUGAAAGAAUCUAUUGGUGAUCUCACAGUGGUGAAGGACAAAGGAAGGAAAGGACAGCAAAGAGUUAUUUUGUACACAACCGGGGGGGGGGGGGGGAGAGAGAGAGAGCGGCCCUGUAUGCAUGGGAACACUAAAGACUGAAAACUCCGUUUCUGCAUGAGUUCCUUGAGGCUAGGUUCUCACAGCUCAGUUAAUUUGCAUAACUGCAAAAUUCUUUUGGAGCCUCUGUGGCCUACAGAAUGCUCAGAGGGUUGCCAGAUUGCAGCCUGGACAUUGACUUGAUACCUUGAAAGUCCCCACUAAAGGGGUGUGUGUGUGUGACAAAGCAGGUGUGGUUUGUUCUGUCAUUUCCCCAUCCAUUGUAUAAUCCACCUGAACCUGCCCUGCUGUUAUUGCAAUGAGCAAGUCUCCAGGUGUGUUGCGCAGCAGGUGAGAGAGCAUGCAAAGGGUCUAGGGGAAUGGCUUGGAGAAAUUGUUUCUGUUGGAGCUGCUGCUAGAUCAAUAAACCUAAGUGCAGGUCUCUGAAUGCCAUGUGGCAACUCCAAGUUGCCUUCUUUGUAGAGAUGCUUCCUACUGGCUUCACUAUGGCUCUGCCUCAGUUAAACCUGAGCUGCUCCCUAUUUGCUGUUCUUAGGGAAUUAGGGGAAUGGCUGCAGGGAAGGGGAUGUGGUGGUGGCUGCAUGGCUGCUCAACUCUUGGAGAGGUUCGGGAAAGCAGAAAAGCUGAAUGGUUUUGUAAUUAUAGCUACUUCCCUCACAGGGCUGUGAGGAUAAAAUGGGAUGGGGAGAAGGGUAUGCGUUGCCCUGAGCCCCUUGGAGGGAAUAGUGGGAUAUAAAUGUAACAACUGAAAAAAUGAAUCCCUGCCACACUCCACAUCCUGUAACUCCCAAAGUCACGAGACUGGGUCCAAGAUCAGCAUGUGGGUCUAGCAGGUUAGCUUGAAGCUGGAUUCUGUUUGCACAUCAUCCUGGUAAAAUAUUCUGAGAACAACUGGGUUAAACUACAGGUCAAAAGAUUUCAUCGCAGGUAUUUAACGUUAAUGUUAUGUUGUUUGCAAAAAAAAGGAAGAGAGCUGUGACACACUGACCAAUUCUCUUGUAACUCUUUUAUGCUCAUGGAACAUAAAGGGUAAAGGAACCCCUGACCAUUAGGUGCAGUCGUGGCUGACUCUGGGGAUGUGGCGCUCAUCUCGCUUUAUUGGCCAAGGGAGCAGGCGUACAGCUUCCGGGUCAUGUGGCCAGCAUGACUAAGCCACUUCUGGCGAACCAGAGCAGCGCACGGAAACGCUGUUUACCUUCCCGCCGGAGUGGUAUCUAUUUAUCUACUUGCACUUUGACGUGCUUUCAAACUGCUAGGUUGGCAGGAGCAGGGACCGAACAACGGGAGCUCACCCCGUCGCGGGGAUUCGAACCGCCGACCUUCUAAUCUGCAGGUCCUAGGCUCAGUGGUUUAACCCACAGCGCCACCCACGUCCCUACAUGGAACAUAAAUGUGGGGAAACCUGUGACCCUCCAGAUGUUCUUAGACUCCAGGUUGCCACAACUCACAAGCCAGCAUGUCAAAUAGUCAUGGGUUUAGGGAAUUGUCAUCCCUCAACGCUAUCUGGAGGGUCAUAGGUUGCUCAUCCCUGCUUUUGAUCCAUAUGUUUAUAUUCCAUUCUGAUAUAACUGUUCUUAUAUGCAUGUAUCCAAGGAGCAACUUUUAAAAGCCAGUCCAUCACCACAAACAAAUCAAAAUGGAUCCUGGACAGCUGGUGGUUUCAGAGUACUUCCAUAUGUUACUCCCAGCAGCAGAAGAUAUGCCAAACCAGACAUGAGGUGGGUUGGAAGAGGUGUGAGUUGCGUCUUACAGUAUCUCCAGGGAAGACCUAUUAACUAGGGUAGGAAAGAGGUGUUAACUACCAUCCCUGUUUUGAAGUGGCUGUUACUGUGCCAUCCACACUGGUGUGCCAGUCAUAGGCACUGAGCAUGGAGAUUGGCACAGUCCCAUGUGGAAUGCAAAUGUUCAACAAAUCAGCAUACUGAUCUUUUGGGAAAUCCCUUCAGGGCCUAAGCAUACUUCACAGCGGAUGGAUGUUUCCAUGGGUGAAGCUCCCUUACCUUUAUCUUCUCAUCCCCAGAUUAUCGAGAUAUGGAUCUAUGAGAAGAGACGUAACAGGAAUACUGAAGACUGCAAGAGUCUGGCAAUGUGAGACUUUAUGUCUGGCACGGCUUGAGAAGAAGGAAGUCUGGCUUCCUUUCUUAAUUACGAGAAAGCGUACAUGUACAACCAAAGAAAGCAUUUGUCAGUUACAAGCACCUACUGCCUUUCUUUUAAGCCUACAAGCAGUAAAUAGUUUCAAAACAUGAAGAACGGAAUUGUAAUUUGACAAAAGGAAGGAAAAACAAAAGGAAGAGAAAACAUUUUUUUAAAAAACACCGGUUUUGUUAAAUUUAACUCCAAAAACAUAUUUCAAACUCUUCUGAAAAUACAGAAUAAUACAACAGUUUUAAUCCUCAUUUGUGGGAUAAACCAAGGACAUGUUCACAUCAUUCCACCACUCGCUUCCUAGAAUAUAUCCCAUAAACAUUUGGUGCCACAUCUGGAACUGAAGUCACUGAUUCAAUCCCCCACUUCUAGACUAGGUUGUGGGAAAGUGUGUUUCUGAUCGGAAAGAAACUCAUUUCCUUGAAGUGAAUUCCUGAACAGGCAUUAUGCUAAGCAUUGCUUGCUUCCUUAGUUGUAGACAUAAUUAAGAGCUGCUCUUGCUGUGUAUCCCCUACUGGCAUGGAAAGGCUCUGAGCAACUAUUUAAGUGGCAGAGUCCAGCCUUCUGCUCCACCCACCCCACCCUCUCCAGCAGAUCCAUUCCAGGGACUGGGAGAACCUGCCAUUUCCACUCCCAUAAUUAAUUAUGUUUCCAGAUUAACGGAUAUUUCUUGCUGUGCAGCCUAGCAAGCUUGCCUGAACGUUGAACAAUCACAAAAAGUAAACACAAAAUGUAAACCGGGGCCCUAAAGGUUACCUUAAGCAAUUGCAACUGGAAAUUAGAAAAAUCAAGACCAAUAUGGUUUACAGGUUUAAUUACAAUGAACUAUAACAAGUUACCAAGUUAUAAAAUUAUGUGUGGCAUGGAGAAAGGGGAUAGAGAAAAGAUUUUCUCUGUCUUUCAUGACACUAGAACUUGCAGGCAUCCAAUGACGCUGAAGGUUGGAAAAUUAAGGACAGAUAAAAGACAGGACAACACCUAGUUAAACUAUGGAACUCGUUCCCUCAGGACACAGUUACGGCCACCAACUCUGAUGGUUUUAAAAUAGGAUUAGACGAAUUCAUGGAUGUGUGGGCCUAUCAAUGGCUACUAGGCAUGAUAGGUAUGUUCUACCUCCACAGUUGGGGGCAGCAAUGCUUCUGAAUAUCAGUUGCUGGGAACCACAGGAGGGGAGAGGGCUCUUCUCCUCAUGUUGUGCUCCCUGGUUUCCCAUGGGCAUUUGGUUGGCCACUGUGAGAACAGGAUACUGGACUAGAUAGGCCAUUGGUUUGAUCCAGUCUCUUUGUAUGUUCUCCUCAAAGGCACUAUGAAACAAACUGACAAAUAUGGUCAAAGGCUGCAAAAGUCACAACAAUAUUUGACAGUGGGAAGGAUCUUACAGAGCAGUCUAUACUGAGCUUAAGGUAGGGGGACACGAUUCUCCCCCCCCCCCCGAUUUAAACCCCACAAUAACUCUGUGAGGUAGAUUAGGCUAAGAGGCAGUGACUGGCCAAAUAUCACCCAGUGAGAAUUUGAACCCAAGUCCUAGUCCACUACACCACACUGGCUCUAGAGACAGCUUUGCUUAUAUAAGUACCAUCUGCUUCAGAAUUUUAACAUGGUAUAUAAGUAAAUCCAUCUUUCGUCUGAUAAUUUGGGUACAGCGAUGGGAGAAUUGUUUCACUUUUAUGAGAAACAAAUUUUGCACGGUUUCAGCUGAAAGCACAACAUUCUUUAACUAUAAAGCUCAUCCUGUCAUUCUGUAAUUAUAGCUUCAUGCUCUCCCACCACUCCCUGCUGGCCCCCUUAGUUUCUGCGUUGUAGUACAGUGUCCCACCAUAAAGCCCAAACUCCAUACCAAAUCAGGCCAAUAAAUCAGAAAUCCUAAUAAAAGGGAGGAGGACUUUAAAUGUAGCGCGUGGGUCUGACUUGCGCUUUGGUCAAUCCUGGGCAAAGUACACUUUUAUUGGGCCAACAUUGUGCAAUAAACACGGCUCCAGAGACCUUUGCCCUGCUGCUUCCCAACAGAAUUUAUGUUUUGUUUGCAUUUGGGGGUGGAGGGCAAGUGGAAAAGGUAAGGAUUGUUGUUUUAAAGUCCUUAUAUCACACCACUUAUGCUAUCUCAGAGCAAUGCUAAGAAAGACUGCUUUGCAUUAUUUUCAGAAGGACUGGUAAGAGAAAAAUCAGCUGAAAAUGUUGAGAAUAUUAUUGACUUGAAUUGUAUCGUGUUGGCUGCAACCUAAUGAGCGAGUGGAAUUGCUGAGGGUUUUGUUGCUCUUUUAGGGUACAAUUUUCCCGUUUCUGAGCCUACGGCCUUCUUCACACAUUAGGUUACUUCAGAUUUGAGUUUGCUUUCUUGAAACCUAGCAGUAAGCCCAUGAUAGGACUCAUCAGCAUAUCUUAUCCAUAUCUCAUCCGUUUCAACCUUUUUUCACAAAAAAACUUGAUAAGAACUAGCCACAUCUCAUCUCCCCCUAGCUAACUGUGAUGAAAGAGAUUCCAGUGACAAACUUUGUAUGUUCACCAGCCUAGAAUUCCAUAGGUCAGGCAUGGCCAAAUUUGGCCCUCCAGCUGUUUUGGGACUACAAUUCCCAUCAUCCCUGACCACUGGUCCUGUUAGCUAGGGAUGACGGGAGUUGUAGUCCCAAAACAGCUGGAAGGCCAAGUUUGGCCAUGCCUGCUCGGAUAAAGGACAGCCUAGAAAUGUCAAUAGUAAAAACUGCAUCCAGGUUUCUUCACAAAUGUAGAUAACUUUGCCCUUAUUUCAUUUCCACUUUCUGAGAUAAUUAAUUCAUUAGGUUGAAUCCCAGCAAUCAUUGCAUGGAAAAAAUGCCUUCUGUUCAUGCAACAAAACCUCUCCUCCCCAUGUGCCCCCUCCACCCCAAAUCUGCUCCCGAGGAUUGGGGGAACCUGUAGAGCAAGUAGAUGGGAGGAGGGUGUCCAGGGGGCAAGCAGGAGAAGACAGAGAGGAACCUCCUCUGCAAAGUCACUCAUGCAAUGACAUAACUUUUUAUUAUUAUUUUUUACAUUCCUGAUACCUCUUCAUUUGGUUGACCAUCUACAGUUUUGAUCAACGCACUCCUAGUUGCCUUUCCCAACUCACUAAAAAUAAAUUUUACUUUUAGCAAACUUUUUUGACCCAAUUCGUACAUACAUCAACGGCACCACCAAAUUCUUUCUCAUUCUUACAGUUCACUGUUGUGACCCAACAUGUUCAUAUCUGUUCAGGAUUCCAGUAAUCCCUGUGAGAUUCCUGGCAAGUUUCUUUUGAGCUAUUGAGCUGGGGUGACAUUCAGGUGGUUACUCUGAAUUCAACUGGAAGCUGUUGUAUGUCAUCAAUUAAAGAAAAGAAACUAGAUCUGAAAUAGUAUUCCGCUUGACUCAUUUGGAAGAAAAUAAAUUUGACCAAACUGUUAAAAACAAACCUGCUUAUUUCACUGAUCUUCUGAAUUUCACUGAUCUUCUGUCACAUAUCUAAUAGUUAAAGGUAAAGGACCUAUGGGUGGUUAAGUCCAGUCAAAGGUGACUGUGGGGUGCAGCACCCAUCUCGCUUCAGGCCAAGGGAGCCGGCGUUUGUCCACAGACAACUUUCUGGGUCAUGUGGCCAGCAUAACUAAACCGCUUCGGGUGCAAUGGAACACAGUGACAGAAGCCAGAGCUCACAGAAACGCCAUUUACCUUCCUGUUGCAGUGGUACCUAUUUAUCCACUUGCAGUAGUGUGCUUUCGAACUGCUAGGUUAGCAUAAGCUGGGACAGAGCAAUGGGAGUGGGCGUAGGGCCCCCCCCCCCGUUCGUUACCUUUGUCCUGAAUGGUACCAUAGCCUAGAAUCUAAGAGAGACUGCAAUUUUCCUUGUACUGAUACAGUGACAGAUUGAAGAAAGGUGGCAUGUCCAGAAAUUAAUGUUCAUGCUGUUUUUGUAGGGCUGUUAAGACAACACUGUCCAGAAGGAAAGUACCGCAUGCAUGUGGAUGAAAAAUGUAAAACAAACAAAUAA